UGGGGCAGAGGAGCCAGAGGGAGGUGAGAUCGGGAGAAGACGGCCUAUGGGGACGGCUACCACAGCUCCGGCCACCUGACCCCUGAGAGACUCUGCCAUGGGGCAGCCCAGGAUACAGGAGCCAUGGGGCAGCUCACCGGGCUGCCAGAGGUGCAUCACUGGGAGCCGGCUGGGCUGGUUUGGCCACAAGGAGCCUAGGAUAUGGGGGACCCUCCAUGGCACAGACAGCUCGACGGACAUGCCAACCAGGGGGCUCUCGGUGCCGGCCGGACAGAGGAAAUGUCCGGCUUCGGGGGAAGCUCAGGGCUUGGCAGAGACUCGGCCAUGGAUGGAGACGCUUUGUGGGGAGCAGCGCACACUGCUUGGGGAUAAGGAAUAUGUCGGGUUCGCCACCCUCCCCAACCAGCUGCAUCGGAAAUCUGUGAAGAAGGGAUUCGACUUUACUCUGAUGGUGGCAGGGGAGUCUGGGCUGGGGAAGUCAACGCUGAUCGACAGCCUGUUCCUGACGGAUCUGUACAAGGAUCGGACCCUGCUGGAUGCCCAGGCGCGCAUCCCACAGACCCUGGUGAUCGAGCGACGCGCUGUGGAGCUGGAGGAGGGCGGCGUCCGGGUGAAACUCACCGUCGUGGACACCCCGGGCUUUGGGGACGCUGUGGACAACGCUGACUGCUGGGGGUCCAUAGUGGACUAUAUUGACCAGCAGUUCGAGCAGUUCUUCCGGGACGAGAGCGGGCUGAAUCGGAAGAACAUCACAGAUGGGCGAGUGCACUGCUGCCUCUACUUCCUCUCGCCCUUCGGCCAUGGGCUGCGCCCCCUGGACGUGGCGUUCCUGCGGGCCGUGCAGCACAAGGUGAACAUCGUGCCGGUGAUCGGCCGAGCCGACGCGCUGACCCCCCGGGAGGUGGGGGCCAUGAAGGAGAAGAUCCGGCAGGAGCUGGAGGAAAAUGCCAUCAGCAUCUACCAGUUCCCCGACUGCGACUCAGACGAGGACGAGGAAUUCAAGGCCCAGGACGCGGAGCUGAAGCGCAGCAUCCCGUUCGCCGUGGUUGGCUCCAAUGACAUCGUCCGGGAGACCAAGGAAAAGGCUUUCCGGGGCCGCACGUACCCCUGGGGGGCGGUGGAAGUGGAGAACCCGGCGCACUGCGACUUCCUGAAGCUGCGCACGAUGCUGGUGCGGACGCACAUGCACGACCUGAAGGAGGUGACCCAGGAGAUUCACUACGAGAACUACCGGGCGCAGUGCAUCCAGAGCCUGAGCCGCGUGGGCGCCCGCGACCGCGCCAGCCGCAUGAAACUGUCCCGGCAAAGCGCCACGGAGCUCCCGCUGCUGCCGCUGGAGACGGAGAAACUGAUCCGGGAGAAGGACGAAGAGCUGCGCCGGAUGCAGGAAAUGCUGCAGAAGAUGCAGGCCCAGAUGCAGCAGAGCCAGGGGGAGCAGUCGGCUGCCCUGUGAGGAUUUCGGGGUCCCCCCGGGGGCACUACCCCACAUGGAGCAGCAGAAGGGACGGGGGCAAUUCUCUGGGGCAGCCUGCUAAGCAGCACUCGCAGCCCCCCAGAUCCCUGCUCGCCAGAGCCCCCCAGGCUCCUAAAUUCCCUGUUUCCACAAUCACCCCAUGUUCUCCCCCUUCCUGGCUUUGCCCCUAAUGCCUCCUUCAAUAAACUCACCCCGUGUUUGCA
Molecule: messenger RNA, 1677 nt
Organism: Gopherus evgoodei (Goodes thornscrub tortoise)
Lineage: Eukaryota; Metazoa; Chordata; Testudines; Testudinidae
Gene: SEPTIN1
Product: septin 1
Exons: 11
Coding region: 98-1453 (451 amino acids)
Biological process (GO): cytoskeleton-dependent cytokinesis; regulation of exocytosis
Cellular component (GO): cell division site; septin complex; synaptic vesicle
Molecular function (GO): GTP binding; GTPase activity; molecular adaptor activity
Source: RefSeq, a predicted model, not a curated record